This is a messenger RNA of Calypte anna (Anna's hummingbird), 2494 nucleotides long. RefSeq names its product matrix metallopeptidase 9 (gene MMP9). The transcript has 13 exons. The coding region runs from base 19 to 2085 and encodes 688 amino acids. Gene Ontology annotation, cellular component: extracellular matrix. Gene Ontology annotation, biological process: collagen catabolic process; proteolysis; extracellular matrix organization. NCBI's taxonomy places the organism in Eukaryota, Metazoa, Chordata, Aves, Apodiformes, Trochilidae. The record is from RefSeq and is a predicted model, not a curated record. Gene Ontology annotation, molecular function: metalloendopeptidase activity; zinc ion binding.
ACCAGCACAGCCACCACUAUGGCACACGACACCCUCCUGGCCACGCUGGCUGUUGGGCUGCUGUCCCUCUCCUGCUCUGCAGCCCCUCUUCAGAGCAAGCCACAGGCGCUUGUCACCUUCCCGGGGGAUCUGGUGGGCACCCGGUCAGACCUGGAGCUGGCAGAGAGCUAUCUGCUGCGGUUUGGGUACACCGCAGAGGCGGAGGCAAGGACGGGGCUCAGGCAGCUGUCGCUGGGCAAGGCGCUGCGCAGGAUGCAGAAGCAACUGGGCCUGGAGGAGACGGGGCAGCUGGAUGCUGACACACUGGAGGCCAUGCGAGCCCCGCGCUGUGGUGUCCCUGAUGUGGGCACCUUCCUCACCUUUGAGGGGGACCUCAAGUGGGACCACAUGGACCUGACAUACCGUGUGAUGAACUACUCCCCUGACCUGGAUCGUGCCGUGAUUGAUGAUGCUUUCAAGCGGGCAUUCAAAGUGUGGAGUGAUGUGACACCCCUCACCUUCACCCAGAUAUACAGCGGCGAGGCGGACAUCAUGAUCAUGUUUGGCAGUGGAGAGCAUGGGGAUGGGUACCCCUUUGAUGGCAAGGACGGGCUCUUGGCCCACGCCUUUCCCCCAGGCCAAGGCAUCCAGGGUGAUGCCCACUUCGAUGACGAUGAGUUCUGGACACUGGGAACUGGUUUAGUGGUGAAGACCCGUCAAGGGAAUGCUGAGGGAGCUGACUGCCACUUCCCCUUCACCUUUGAGGGACGCUCCUACUCCCACUGCACCACAGAGGGGCGCAAGGAUGGGCUGCCCUGGUGUGCCACCACCCCCAGCUAUGAUCGAGACAAGAAAUAUGGCUUCUGCCCCAGUGAACUCCUCUACACCAAUGGUGGCAACAGUGACGGGGCCCCCUGCAUCUUCCCCUUCAUCUUCGAGGGCAUCUCCUAUGACAGUUGCACCACGGUCGGGCGCUCUGAUGGCUACCGCUGGUGUGCCACCACCCCCAACUUUGACCAGGACAAGAAAUACGGUUUCUGCCCCAACCGAGACACAGCUGUGAUCGGUGGCAACUCCCAGGGGGACCCCUGCACCUUCCCCUUCACUUUCCUGGGUCAGAGCUACAGUGCCUGCACCAGCCAGGGCCGUCAGGAUGGCAAGCUCUGGUGUGCCACCACCAGCAACUAUGACACUGACAAGAAGUGGGGCUUCUGCCCUGACAGAGGUUACAGCAUCUUCCUGGUGGCUGCCCAUGAGUUUGGGCACUCGCUGGGGCUUGAUCACUCAAGUGUGCGGCAGGCCCUGAUGUACCCCAUGUACAGCUACAUCCAGGACUUCCAGCUGGACCCAGAUGAUAUCCAGGGCAUCCAGUACCUCUACGGUCGUGGCUCUGGCCCUGAGCCCACCAUCCCUGCACCCAUUCCCACUGAGGACCCCCAGCCCCUGCCCACAGAGGCUGGCAGCACCUCCACCACCGAGGAGGAGAUGCCAGAGCCCACAACCGAGGCCAUUACUGUGGACCCCAGACAGGACGCCUGUGUGGAGAAGAACUUUGAUGCCAUCACAGAGAUCAAUGGGGAGCUGCAUUUCUUCAAGGAUGGGAAGUACUGGACCCACUCGUCCUUCUGGAAGUCGGGCAUCCAGGGCGCCUUUUCAGUUGCAGACACCUGGCCCAGCCUCCCGGCUGCCAUCGAUGCUGCUUUCCAGGAUGUGCUCACCAAGAGGGUGUUCUUCUUUGCUGGGCGGCAGUUCUGGGUGUUUUCCGGCAAGAGCAUGGUGGGUCCCCGUGGGAUUGAGAAGCUGGGCAUUGGGAAGGAAGCCAGCCGCAUCUCAGGGGCCCUGCAGCGGGGCCGUGGCAAAGUGCUGCUCUUCAGUGGGGAGAGCUACUGGAGGCUAGAUGUUAAAGUCCAGAGGGUGGACAAGGGCUACCCCCGUGCCACCGAUGAUGUCUUCACUGGUGUCCCUCUUGACGCACGCAAUGUCUUCCUCUACCAAGACAAGUACUAUUUCUGCCGGGGCAACUUCUACUGGAGAAUGACGCCACGCUACCAGGUGGACCGGGUGGGCUACGUCAAGUACGACAUCCUGCAGUGCCCCCAGCACUGAGGGCCCCAUGGGUGCCCAGCUCCAGCCCACACACUGCUCCCUGCCCACUGCUCCCAUCCUGCAGGCUGCUGCCUCACAGCCUGACCCUGGGGCACAUGGGGAGCCCCCGCCAUGCUGGGGGCUUUGCCAUCUCACUGUCAGGAAGGCACAGGGAGUCCUGGGGUCCCCCCUGGGGGGUUGCCUGGAGCAGGGAGCCCUGGCUGGGGAGCAGGGCUCUCGCUGCAGCCAGCCGAGGCGUUUGCCUGGUGCAAACCACACGAUUUCCACCGACUUUGUCUUUUCCUGAGCCAGCUGUGCCAGGUCAGACAGGGUCCGUGGGCAGCUGGUGCUUUGGGGGUUGGCAGGGACGGGGGGCUCUGCCUCACUGUGGCUUGUGCCCGUUCUGCCAAAUCUGCUCGUUUUUAAUAAA